This is a messenger RNA of Momordica charantia (bitter melon), 1621 nucleotides long. RefSeq names its product mogroside I-E synthase. NCBI's taxonomy places the organism in Eukaryota, Viridiplantae, Streptophyta, Magnoliopsida, Cucurbitales, Cucurbitaceae. The record is from RefSeq and is a predicted model, not a curated record. Gene Ontology annotation, molecular function: quercetin 3-O-glucosyltransferase activity; quercetin 7-O-glucosyltransferase activity.
UAUUCCCUCAUUUUUCCAAAAAGUGAAUUGACAAGAAGAGUCCCUUUUCUCCUUAAAUUCUAUGAAUCUCUCUUUUACAUUUCAUUUCAUAGCUACAAACCUUGUUAAACAAACAGAGGGAAAAAAAUCCAAUUUAGAGGAUGAUGAGAAACAAAAACCACCAUUUCCUUCUCAUAUGUUUCCCUUCUCAAGGCUACAUAAACCCUUCCCUCCAACUCGCCAUCCGCCUCGCAAACCUUGGCGUCGCCGUCACUUUUGCCACCACCGUCACCGCCAGUCGUCGUAUGAACAAAACCGAACCGCCACCGUCGCCUUCACCACGUCUCUCCUUUGCCACUUUCUCCGACGGCUUCGACGACGAAACCCUCAAACCCAACGCCAACGACCUCGCCCACUACUUCUCCGAGCUCAACCGGUGCGGUUCCCAAUCUAUGACCGACCUCAUCACCUCCUCCGCACACAACGGUCGUCCGAUCACUUUCGUCAUCUACAGCCUCCUCCUCAGUUGGGCGGCUGAUGUUGCUUCCACGUUCGGAAUCGCCUCCUCUCUUUUCUUCGCUCAACCCGCCACAGUUCUAGCUUUGUAUUACUAUUACUUCCACGGCCAUGGUGAUGCCAUCUCCACACAAUUGCUCCAGAAAGACCCCUCCUUUUCCAUACAACUACCGGGUCUGCCAUCGCUCACUGCUCGGGACUUCCCCUCUUUCUUCUCCCCUUCUGGGCCACUCGCUUUUUUCAUCCCUCUAAUGAGAGAGCAGCUAGAGUUUCUUGGACGACAGGGUCGGGCAAGAGUACUGGUGAACACGUUCCACACGUUGGAAGGAGAGGCCUUGGGAGCGAUCGGUGAGUUGAAAAUGGUGGCGGUGGGGCCGUUGAUCCAGCGUGGUUCGAUCCGGGGUGAUCUUUUUCAGGUCACGUCUGAAGAUUAUAUAGAAUGGUUGAGCUCUAAGGCGGAGUCGUCGGUGAUUUACAUAUCUUUUGGGUCUAUUUGCGUGUUGUCUGAUCAACAAGAGGAAGAAAUUGUUGGUGCUUUGUUUGAGUGUGGGUACACGUUCUUGUGGGUUAUAAGAUCCAAGGAGAAUGAAGAUCAAGAGGAGGAGGAUGAGAGGAUUAUGAAGAAAUUUGGAGGGAAAGGGAAGAUUGUGAGGUGGUGCGAUCAAGUUCAAGUCUUGAGCCACCCUUCUUUGGGUUGUUUUGUGACGCACUGUGGUUGGAAUUCGACUUUAGAAAGCUUGGUUUAUGGAGUGCUGAUGGUUGGUUUUCCACAGCAGGUGGAUCAGGCCACGAAUGCAAAGCUUGUGGAGGAUGUAUGGAGGACAGGGGUGAGGGUGAAGCCCAAUGCAAAAGGGAUUGUGGAGAGGGGAGAAAUUAGGCGUUGUUUGGAUAUUGUUAUGGGGGAUACAAGUUUGGAAAAGAGAGGAGAGAUGGAGAGAAAUGUCAAAAAGUGGAAAGAAUUGGCUAGAGAAGCUAUUGGUGAAGGUGGGUCCUCGGAUGUGAAUCUUGAGUCUUUUGUUAUGGAGAUUGAUGGAGAUGGUUGCAUUUAGAAACAAUAUAAAAAACAAUAAAGAAGAAAGAGUUUGUGUAACUAAAUUUGUAAUAAAUUUUAAUUUCAUAUUUUAGA